AUGAUUACUGGUUGCGAAGAAUGGGAAAAUUUGCACAAGUGGGGUAAGACUGGAAGAGUUGGGACUAACUGCGAGCAUCAUCAUCGAGAAUACAUCGCCAAAUGGAACAACAGAGCGGACACCAUUGUGCCUGGGUCUCCGGUUAGUGGUCAAUCCUCAACCGAUGAUGAUUAUCUCCCUUGGUAUAAAAUCAAGACCAUCAAAUUUAUCAAUGAUCCCAAUAAGUACAACUUUAUGGAGGAAGGGUUUCGUGAGUAUUCAGAUCGUGCAAAAUUUUAUGUUGAAGACUAUAACAAAUCAAAAGAUGUCUGCCAAAAUUCAGUGUGUAUGAAUCUCCUUGAUGAGAUCGUUAUUCAUGCUAUGAGUGCUUUAUUCGUUGGAGAAAAUGAGAUGCCAAUUUUGAAACCCAGCCGGUUAGCAAAGUUCGCAAGCGAAAUAUUCCUCACUGUGGGAUUGGAGGAGGCAGGCAGAAAAUCGAGCAAGAAGAAGAAGAAGAAGAUCAUGAACAGGAAUAUGAUUUUGAACUCAAUGUCGACUUGUUUCAAACUCCAACCCUCUAGCAACAAGAAGAAGACGAAGCCAACAAAGAAGGUGAAACUACAAGAAUGGAUGUGGAUGUUUCCCCCUUGA
This is a messenger RNA of Oldenlandia corymbosa var. corymbosa, 630 nucleotides long. The record is from the annotation of a GenBank genome assembly. Lineage: Eukaryota; Viridiplantae; Streptophyta; Magnoliopsida; Gentianales; Rubiaceae.